This is a messenger RNA of Boleophthalmus pectinirostris (great blue-spotted mudskipper), 2826 nucleotides long. It is a transcript of the gene pprc1, whose product is annotated as PPARG related coactivator 1. Gene Ontology annotation, molecular function: transcription factor binding; RNA binding. Gene Ontology annotation, cellular component: nucleus. Gene Ontology annotation, biological process: positive regulation of transcription by RNA polymerase II. Lineage: Eukaryota; Metazoa; Chordata; Actinopteri; Gobiiformes; Gobiidae. The record is from RefSeq and is a predicted model, not a curated record.
AACCACCACUAGUGCCAAACCCAAGCAUUUAACUGUAAGCCAAACUAAUAUGUCGGAAGCCACCAUAUCAACUACAUUGCACAUUUCUUUCAAAAAGACUGAGAUGAAUCAAUCUGUUAGUCCACCAGUGGAGAAUGUACAGCAGUCUGAAUCCACACAAUCUCCAUCAGUCCCAGCUCCUGAGCCGCAAACUGUUGCACCAACUGCUUCCAAAGAUGUUUCAUUCGAAGCAGCAGCUAUCCCUGAAGUGUCCCAAUCAACAACAGUUGUUGGAGUGCCACAUCCCCUUUUACCUCCUGUUUCUGCAGAACCAAAACCCAAAGCCCUCAGUCUGGCAGAGUAUCGGCGCCUCCGACAGCAGAAAAAGCCGGCACCAGUAGAAAAGCAGGAUGAUAAUAGCACCAAGUGGCCCAGCCUUCCAGAACCUCCAAGAGAACUACCACCAAUCCCCCAUCUCCCUGAGCCCAGCCCCAGAGAUCCUCGUCUGUCCCGGGCUCAGGCUAAGGAGGUGGAGGAGGUCAAGCCAGCAUGGAUGCCACGUGGCCCAGGUGCACCACCCACACCUGAGGCAUUGUUGGCACCACCGGCCUACAUGAUAAACUCUGGCAACAAAGCUGUUACUAAACCUCAGCAGGCCGCUUCUUCUCAGCAUAAUCCAAAUACUUCAGCUCCACCCAUACACACAAAAGAGCCUACUAAAGGAGACUCAAAUGUCACAAACGAUCUAUCUCCUCCAUCAUCGGCAACAACCACUACAGAGGGGAUUAAACCUGCUGCUAAUGUUUUGACCUCUGUCUCAAACACUGCUGCUUCUCCUGAGAUUAAAGCCGAAGUUCACCCAACUGACGAGACUCCUAAGUCUAAUGGCUCAUGUGGUCAGAGCUCUUCCUCUCCUGCCACACAUCUCAAAGUGAUGAAUCAAAGUAAUUCUGGAAAGUCUGAAGAAUGUCCAGUAGUAAAAUCUGUGGAAACGAAGAGCCCCACACAAGAACUGAUAGAAGCAUUUUCAAGUGAGAUGGGUAUUGAAGCUUCCGACUUGACCAGUCUGCUGGAGCAAUUUGAGGAAACCCAAGCCAAAGAGGAUCAAUGUUUGCCGGAGGUCUUUGGUAGAGCAGUAGCUGUAGGAAACUCUAGCAGCAUUGACUUCUCUGACAAAAUGGUUGUGGAGCAUAUUAGAGCUAAUGAUCUUUCAAGCACAGCUCUAACUCCCCCAGCUACUCCUCCUCACCCUAUGUGGAAACCUCUGGCCCCGGUGUCUCUGCUGGGGAAGAGCAAGACGAUGGAGACAAAGUCAGGUUCCUCAAGAGUGAUUGAAAUAGAGGCUCAGCCUCUGCCCUUGGCUAAAGCCCGUAGCAAACUUUGUACUACUGCUGCUGCUUCUGUUGAUCCGGACAUGGCAUGCCAGGAUCGAUACUGUCUUCCUAACAAAAGCACUUCAUGUGGUGAGGCUGCAAAGCGCUGGAAUGUCAAACAACACUCUUCAAUAACCAUUAAACUAAUAAAGCAGACCGCUACACAAACACUGCAGAAUGCUCAGGUACCCCCUGUCCAGCCCACCACAUGUACAGUCAAAGCACAAGAGCUUGAUAAAAAAAAUGCCAAUUUGGAAUCAAGUUCAGUUUUAGAAACUCCUGAUGCUUCUCCCACACGAGAUGAAGAUGAUAAUAAAACUUGUCCUAAACGAGGGAAGUUUGUGAGGUCCUAUCGCAAACGUGCUUCCUCCCACACACCAAGGCCCAAAGAGAAGCCUAUAGGCCGCUCUAGAAUCAGAAGAUCCCACAGUUCAAGUUCUAGAUCAGACUCCUCAGAGUCAAAUUCCCGUUCCUCAAGAUCCAGGUCAAGAUCAUACUCUCCUCCUAGAAAAAGGUAUCGACCACGUCACUCCAGAAGCAGUUCCAGCAACUCUUCGCGGUCCACCUCGUCUUCCCUGUCUCGUUCCCCUCCUCGCCAGAGAAGAUACUCUUAUUCUUCAUCCCGCUCUGGAUCAUGGAGUCGUUCUAGAUCUCGAUCUGGAUCUCCUCAAUGGAGUAGGAAGAGGCAAGCGUACAGCCCUUCCUACAGAGACUCGUAUUAUACAAAUGUGAAAAGCAAUCCUGAACUUAAAAGAAGAAAGGAGAAAGCCAUAGAAGAGCGUCGUGUUGUUUACGUGGGCCGAAUUAGAGGCACAAUGACUCAGAAAGAGCUUAAAGAGCGCUUCUCUUAUUUCGGGGAGAUUGAGGAGUGCACCCUGCAUUUUAGAGAUCAUGGGGAUAACUAUGGGUUUGUGACGUACUAUAACACUAAUGAUGCUUUUAUGGCCAUUGAGAAUGGAAGCAAGCUGCGCAAACCUGAUGAGAUGCCAUUUGAUUUGUGUUUCGGAGGACGGAGACAGUUUUGCCAAACUAGCUAUGCUGAUCUAGAUUCUAGUAAAGAGUAUGAACCACUGCCUUCAAGAAACAAAUACCAUGCACUAGACUUCGACACUUUAUUGAAGCAGGCUCAACAGAAUCUGAAGAGGUAACGAGAGGCCUGCCAUAGAUGUCUGCAGACAGUACCUCAGAGCCAAAUGCUGGCUCCAAAAUGACAACGUAUUUACUUUUAUUUGUUUGUUUUUAUUUCUGAAAGCUUAACACCUUCUAUUGAAGCGAAGAUUUAUAAUGAAAAUGGCAAAAGAGGUUAAAAAAAGAUCUAAGUAAAAUUAAGUAAUUUUUUAAAUGUUUAUUUAAUUGUAAAAAAUAUUUUGGAUUGUAUAAGGAGAACAUUACUUUUAAAUGGGUAUGAUAGAGAAUGAAACUUUAACUAUGUAAUACAUCAAGUGUACUACAUAAUAAAUCUGAAAAGGUAAAA